Messenger RNA from Halichondria panicea, 1683 nucleotides. Its product is annotated as enoyl-CoA delta isomerase 1, mitochondrial-like. Gene Ontology annotation, cellular component: mitochondrion. NCBI's taxonomy places the organism in Eukaryota, Metazoa, Porifera, Demospongiae, Suberitida, Halichondriidae. The record is from RefSeq and is a predicted model, not a curated record. Gene Ontology annotation, molecular function: catalytic activity. Gene Ontology annotation, biological process: fatty acid beta-oxidation. The coding region runs from base 796 to 1644 and encodes 282 amino acids. The transcript has a single exon.
CUUUAGUUGGUGCCAUGGUGGCUGGUUAAUCAUUGUUUUGUACAUUGUUUUGUACAUACAGUAUAACCCCGAUAUCUGAACACCUUGGUUCUAGAGGCAGGCCGGAUAACUAAUUGUGCCGGAUAAUCGAAUAGAUAACCAUGCCUUGAUCCACCCACUUAAUUGAUAAACAACAGUGCCACAUGGUUGUUUGCGUGCAUGCGCAGAAGAUAAGCAGGCCUGUCUUGAUAGUAACAGCUGCAAUGCGCAUGCGCAUUUAAGGGACACGCCCAUUUUUUGAAUUAUUAAAAAGAAAAUUGUCAAGGCAAGCCGGAUAAUCAUAAUGGAGGGCGGGAUAAUCGAGAUUCUACUAUGUACUGUGUAAUUCGAAGUAACAUUCUAGCUCCGCCCAACUACUUCUUGGCACACCCCAAUAUUAUUAUUGGAUAGAGCUGACCAAAGUGAUGAACAUGCGUAACGAGGUUGCACUCUUAGUGUAUCCUAGUUUAGCUACUUGUCAAUUCUCAGGAGCCACAGUAUAGAGAGACUAUUUUGUAUGAUAGAUGAACUCUGACCCUUUUCAAGGCUAUAGCUAAUAUAAUAACUGAAAAGUUGGCAGGAGAUGCACAGGGUGUUGUGUGUUUCCAGGAUCACUAGGAGAGUUAAAUGUGUGCAUGCCUAGAGCCUACAUCAAGAGGUCAUGCCAUGUCACUGUUGAGCCCAGAUAUAGAUAUAGAGAGACUAUUAUUUUUGUAUGAUAGAUGAACUCUGACCCUUUUCAAUGCUAUAGCUAAAUAACUGAAAAGUUGGCAGGAGAUGUUCAGGGUGUUGUGUGUUUCCAGGAUCACUAGGAGAGUUAAAUGUGUGCCUAGAGCCUACAUCAAGAGGUCAUGCCAUGUCACUGUUGAGAAGAGUCUUGUAGGAGAGCAUUCAAUAGCUACAAUGAGCCUAAGCAGAGCUCCAGUAAACAGCAUCGACUUGGCACUUGCUCAGCAGUUCAAUGAGACUCUUAAGAGCAUACAUCAAUCAGGAGACUGUGAUGCCUUGGUUAUAAAAUCAUGUAUUCCCAAAGUGUUCUGUGCUGGCCUGGAUCUUGCUGAGUUGUAUCAACCGUCAAAAUCCCGUUUGGAAGAGUUCUGGAGGGAGAUUCAAGAGUUGUGGCUUGGUCUGUAUUCAUCCAAGCUGCCGACUGUAGCUGCCAUUAACGGACACUGCCUUGCUGGAGGAUGCAUCAUUGCCUCUUCAUGUGACUAUCGGAUUGCAGCUAAAGGGGACUAUUCGAUUGGUGUGAUUGCGGCUAAGGUCGGUGUAAUAGCUCCACCGUGGUUUCUGAAGAUGUUAGCUCAUCUAAUUGGGCAACGAAUGACAGAGCUUGCUCUCCAACAAGGACGACUAUUUACUCCCGAUAAUGCCUUAAAAAUCGGACUUGUGGAUAAAGUGUGUGAUCCUAGUGAUUUGAAAGAACAAACUCUAGAGGCAGUGUCUCCAUUUCUGAGUGUGUCCCAAGAAUCACGUUCAACAAUGAAGUUGUUUAUGCGAUCUGAACUCAUUGAAUCCUUCAAAGCUUUAAGAGAUAGAGAGGUUUUAACCUUUAUCAGCUUUAUCAUGGCAGAUUCAGUACAAGAAAAACUUGGACAUUACAUACAAAAACUAAAUCAGAAGUAAUAAUACAGUUGAUAUUGAUUUAUGUGUAUUUUUCUACUA